AUGGAGCUGGAGCUACUCAUGGUCAUCAAACUCUUCAUCCUCUUGCUACUCUCCUCUCCUUAUCCUUUAGUCACAUCAUUGCAACACAACAACUUCACUGACCUCCAGUCUCUACUAGCCUUCAAGAACCAUGUUGUUGAUCCACAACACAUUUUAUCCGUCAGCUGGACAACCAACACUUCCUCUUGCAAUUGGAUUGGCGUAUCCUGCAGCCGCAGACACCAGCGAGUUACAGCCAUCGAGCUCACAAGUUUCUCACUCUCUGGCACCAUUCCUCCUCAAAUCUCCAACCUCACUUUCCUCUCUCGCUUAGACCUCAGCAAUAACAGCUUCUCUGGUACAAUCCCAGAAUCCCUUUGUUUUUUGUCUCGGCUCUCUCUCUUCGUUCUCAAUCGUAAUCACCUCUCUGGUUCAAUUCCUCCCAACUUUUUCAACAUGUCGUCAUUGAAAUUUAUCUACUUUGGCCGAAACAACCUGUUGGGUCCUUUACUGGUAAAAAAUGAUACAUUUGAUGUCCCCCCUCAAAUCCAGGAGCUCUCCAUGUCAGUUAAUCAGUUUGCAGGAGAAAUGCCUUUGGAUAUUUCUCGGAAUCUACAGAUAUUGGAUUUGGCUUACAAUGAGUUUAGUGGGAAUAUACCAGGAUGGCUUGGAGACUUGCCAGAACUCAUAGUUUUGUAUCUCGAAGCGAAUCAGUUUAAUGGAAAGAUACCAAUCUCUCUAGGAAAUCUCACUCAGCUAUUAGACCUCGCAAUCUUGGUUUUUUUGUUGUCCCUCUCAAGUACCGCAUUAUCCACUUCACGGCCUCCCAAUGCUGCUUCUUUGGAUUGCAAUCUGCGCUUUAUAGAUAUUUCAGAAAAUAAUAUCGGAGGUUUUCUUCCAGAUUCUGUAGGGAAUCUCUUGCAUAAUCUUCAAUAUCUUCACACUGAGCAGAAUAGGAUACAGGGUAAGAUUCCUGCAGGAUUAGGUAACUUGAGUGGCCUUAUUUUUCUUACUCUUUAUAAAAAUCAGCUGACAGGAUCAAUACCGUCAGAGAUCACAAACCUACAAAAUCUUCAAGUGAUGUAUAUGGAUUUGAAUAGGAUUACUGGACCGAUCCCUUUUGAGCUCGGUCAAAUGAUAAGCUUGAAUGUACCGAGCCUUCCUGAGAAUUUGCUCUCUGGAAGGAUACCUGAGUCUCUUGGCAAUCUCAGUAAGCUACAACACUUGUCACUGGCUGUUAACAAAUUAUCAUCAAAUGUUCCUCAAGCAUUUUGGUGCUUAGAAGGAUUGACUGAACUUAACCUGUCGCAAAAUACUUUAGAUGGUGGAAUUACUCCUGAGAAGAAUAGGCUUUCAGGUAACAUCUCAAGCACAUUAGGUGAGCUUCAUAUGCUUUCUCAUAUAGAUUUCUCUAGUAAUGAUUUCCAUGGUCAAAUUCCUGAAUCACUUGGGGGAUUGAUUAAUAUCAAUUAUAUCAACAUAUCAUGUAAUUCUCUUUCGGGUGCCAUACCGGAGUCUCUAGCCAAUCUUCGUCAUCUUAAUAUCCUCGACUUCUCUUUCAACAAACUAUCAGGGAAAAUCCCUGGUGGUAGGGUAUUUUCAAAUGUCAGUAUUCCUACUUUGGAGGUUAUCAGCUUUGUUCUUCUUCUCACAUGUUUGUACUUUCUUAUGAGAUUUUGGAAAAGAAGGCUAGUUCAACCCCCGACUAAUGAUGACAUAAAAUGGCCAAAUCAUCGAUUGAUUUCCUAUCAUGAGCUGGUUGCUGCAACUGAUAACUUCAGUGACGCCAACUUACUGGGAACCAGCAGCUUUGGCUUAGUCUUCAAAGCACAACUCAAUGAUGGACUGCUCGUUGCAGUAAAGGUCUUGAAUUUAGAUGUUCAUGGAGCUUCAAGAAGUUUCGAUGCAGAGUGUCAUACUUUGAGCGCUGUUCGGCAUUGA
Molecule: messenger RNA, 1920 nt
Organism: Asparagus officinalis (garden asparagus)
Lineage: Eukaryota; Viridiplantae; Streptophyta; Magnoliopsida; Asparagales; Asparagaceae
Product: LRR receptor-like serine/threonine-protein kinase EFR
Exons: 6
Coding region: 1-1920 (639 amino acids)
Biological process (GO): protein phosphorylation
Molecular function (GO): protein binding; protein kinase activity; ATP binding
Source: RefSeq, a predicted model, not a curated record